GUCUGUCAGAUAAUGUCACUGACUUGGAAAAGCGGAGGCAGAUCUAUGGACAGAAUUUCAUCCCUCCCAAGAUGCCGAAAACCUUUCUCCAGUUAGUGUGGGAAGCUCUCCAGGAUGUCACCCUCAUCAUCCUGGAGAUCGCUGCUAUCAUCUCUCUGGGGCUCUCCUUUUAUGCACCACCCGGAGAACAGAGUGACGCCUGUGGGAAUGUCUCAGCUGGGGCUGAGGAUGAGGGCGAGGCAGAGGCUGGCUGGAUUGAGGGAGCAGCUAUCCUACUGUCGGUCAUCUGCGUGGUGCUGGUUACGGCCUUCAAUGACUGGAGCAAGGAGAAACAGUUCCGUGGUCUGCAGAGCCGAAUUGAGCAAGAGCAGAAAUUCCAGGUCAUCCGGAAAGGGCAGGUCAUCCAGGUUCCUGUGGCUGAGCUCGUGGUGGGCGAUGUCGCCCAGAUCAAAUACGGUGACCUACUACCUGCUGAUGGAGUACUCAUCCAAGGCAAUGACCUCAAAAUUGACGAGAGCUCCCUAACAGGAGAAUCAGACCAUGUGCGCAAAGCAGUGGACAAAGAUCCCAUGUUGCUCUCUGGUACCCACGUCAUGGAAGGCUCAGGAAGGAUGGUGGUCACUGCUGUCGGUGUGAACUCUCAGACUGGCAUUAUUUUUACUUUGCUUGGAGCCAGUGGAGAAGAGGAGGAAAAGAAAGAAAAGAAAGGCAAACAGCAGGAUGGGGCUGUGGAGAAUAACCAGAAUAAAGCUAAGAAGCAAGAUGGGGCGGUUGCCAUGGAGAUGCAGCCACUGAAGAGCGCUGAGGGUGGGGAGAUGGAGGAGCGGGAGAAAAAGAAAGCCAAUGGCCCCAAAAAGGAAAAGUCUGUGCUUCAGGGGAAACUCACCAAGCUGGCUGUGCAAAUUGGAAAAGCAGGUUUGGUGAUGUCCGCAUUCACUGUCGUCAUCCUGGUCAUCUACUUCGUGAUCCACAACUUUGUGAUUGGUGGCCGGGCCUGGCUCUCCAAUUGCACACCUGUCUACGUUCAGUACUUUGUCAAGUUCUUCAUCAUCGGUGUCACCGUCUUGGUUGUUGCUGUUCCUGAAGGCCUGCCAUUAGCUGUCACCAUCUCCCUUGCGUACUCAGUCAAGAAAAUGAUGAAAGAUAACAAUCUCGUCCGCCACCUGGAUGCUUGUGAGACCAUGGGCAAUGCUACAGCUAUCUGCUCAGACAAGACAGGAACACUCACCACCAACCGUAUGACAGUUGUUCAGUCCUAUGUGGAUGACACACACUACAAAGAGAUCCCCGACCCCAACAACCUGAACCCCAAAAUCCUGGAUCUCCUUGUCCAUGCCAUUUCUAUCAACAGUGCCUACACCACCAAAGUGCUACCUCCGGAGAAGGAAGGAGCCCUCCCACGCCAGGUCGGCAAUAAAACAGAGUGUGCCCUGCUGGGUUUUGUCCUGGACUUGAAACAGGAUUUCCAGCCAGUGCGGGACCAGAUCCCCGAGCAGAAGCUUUACAAGGUUUAUACCUUCAACUCCGUCCGCAAGUCAAUGAGCACUGUCAUCUGCAUGCCCGAUGGUGGCUUCCGACUAUUCAGCAAAGGAGCUUCAGAAAUCCUUCUCAAAAAAUGCACCAAUAUCUUAAACAGCAAUGGAGAGCUGCGCAGCUUCCGUCCUCGGGACAGGGAUGAGAUGGUGAAGAAGGUCAUUGAGCCAAUGGCCUGUGAUGGCUUACGUACCAUCUGCAUUGCCUACCGGGACUUUUCUGCAGGCCAGGAGCCCGAAUGGGACAAUGAGACGGAGAUUGUGGGAGAACUCACCUGCAUUGCUGUUGUGGGCAUUGAAGAUCCCGUCCGACCUGAGGUUCCUGAAGCCAUCCGCAAAUGUCAGCGCGCCGGCAUCACAGUGCGCAUGGUGACUGGAGACAACAUCAAUACUGCCCGCGCCAUUGCCGCCAAGUGCGGCAUCAUCCAACCUGGGGAAGACUUCCUGUGCCUAGAAGGGAAGGAAUUCAACCGCCGCAUUCGCAACGAGAAGGGAGAGAUCGAACAGGAUCGCCUAGAUAAAGUCUGGCCCAAGCUGAGGGUCCUAGCUCGGUCUUCUCCCACUGACAAACACACCCUGGUGAAAGGGAUCAUCGACAGUACCAUUGGGGAACAGCGGCAGGUGGUGGCUGUGACUGGAGACGGAACCAAUGAUGGGCCUGCCCUGAAGAAAGCAGAUGUGGGCUUUGCCAUGGGGAUUGCAGGAACAGAUGUGGCCAAGGAGGCUUCAGACAUCAUCCUAACCGAUGACAACUUCUCCAGCAUCGUCAAGGCAGUGAUGUGGGGCCGAAAUGUUUAUGACAGCAUCUCUAAGUUCCUACAGUUCCAACUGACAGUCAAUGUGGUUGCUGUGAUCGUGGCCUUCACGGGAGCCUGUAUCACACAGGACUCCCCUCUCAAAGCAGUCCAGAUGCUGUGGGUGAAUCUCAUCAUGGACACGUUCGCUUCGCUGGCACUGGCAACAGAACCACCCACUGAGUCCCUCCUCCUGCGAAAGCCAUAUGGUCGAGACAAGCCCCUCAUCUCCCGUACAAUGAUGAAGAAUAUUCUGGGCCAUGCCAUCUAUCAGCUCACAGUCAUCUUCACCCUGCUGUUUGCGGGUGAGGUCAUGUUUGACAUUGACAGUGGCCGGAAUGCCCCUCUGCACUCUCCGCCCUCAGAGCACUACACCAUCAUCUUCAAUACUUUCGUUCUCAUGCAACUUUGUAAUGAAAUCAAUGCCCGUAAGAUCCAUGGCGAGAGGAAUGUCUUCGAAGGCAUUUUCAGCAAUCCCAUCUUUUGUUCCAUUGUCCUGGGCACCUUUGGCAUUCAAAUUGUGAUUGUACAAUUUGGUGGGAAGCCCUUCAGCUGUGCACCUUUGACCAUCGAACAAUGGCUCUGGUGCCUAUUCAUUGGUAUCGGGGAACUCGUCUGGGGACAGGUCAUUGCCACCAUCCCUACCAGCCAGCUGAAGUUCCUGAAAGAGGCAGGGCACGGACCGGGAAAAGAUGAGAUCACCGAUGAGGAGAUGGCAGAAGAUGAGGAAGAGAUUGACCACGCUGAGAGGGAACUCCGCCGUGGCCAGAUCCUCUGGUUCCGAGGCCUUAACAGGAUCCAGACUCAGAUGGAGGUAGUGAGUACUUUCAAGAGAAGCGGUUCAUUUCAGGGUGCCGUGCGCCGACGUUCUUCGGUCCUCAGCCAACUCCAUGACAUCCGGGUGGUGAAAGCAUUCCGUAGCUCCCUCUACGAAGGCCUGGAGAAACCUGCAUCUAAGACCUCCAUCCAUAACUUCACAACGACGCCUGAGUUUCUGAUCAAUGACUACAUCCACAACAUCCCUCUCAUUGAUGACACUGACAUGGAAGAGCUGGAGGAGCGCCUCCGAGCCAGUCCCCAGCCCCCCUCCAAUCAGAACAACAACGCCAUAGACAAUGGUAUCUAUUUGACCACAGACGUCAGCAAGCCAGCUACCUCUUCUAGUCCUGGAAGCCCACUCAACAGUGUGGAAACCUCACUCUAA
This is a messenger RNA of Vombatus ursinus (common wombat), 3530 nucleotides long. It is a transcript of the gene ATP2B3, whose product is annotated as ATPase plasma membrane Ca2+ transporting 3. The transcript has 20 exons. Gene Ontology annotation, molecular function: PDZ domain binding; ATP binding; ATP hydrolysis activity. The annotation marks the transcript as partial. The record is from RefSeq and is a predicted model, not a curated record. Gene Ontology annotation, cellular component: membrane; intracellular membrane-bounded organelle. Gene Ontology annotation, biological process: regulation of cytosolic calcium ion concentration; calcium ion transmembrane transport. Lineage: Eukaryota; Metazoa; Chordata; Mammalia; Diprotodontia; Vombatidae.